Messenger RNA from Cydia amplana, 1685 nucleotides. It is a transcript of the gene CCT3, whose product is annotated as T-complex protein 1 subunit gamma. The record is from RefSeq and is a predicted model, not a curated record. Gene Ontology annotation, biological process: protein folding. Gene Ontology annotation, molecular function: ATP-dependent protein folding chaperone; ATP binding; ATP hydrolysis activity. Gene Ontology annotation, cellular component: chaperonin-containing T-complex. NCBI's taxonomy places the organism in Eukaryota, Metazoa, Arthropoda, Insecta, Lepidoptera, Tortricidae. Bases 23 to 1651 code for a protein of 542 amino acids. The transcript is spliced from 12 exons.
UUUCCAGAAAAGAUACACAAAAAUGUUUGGUGGUCAACAGCCUAUUUUAGUUUUGAGUCAAAACACAAAACGUGAGUCCGGCCGGAAGGUUCAGCUCGAAAAUAUUAAUGCAGGAAAGACGAUAGCGGACGUUAUCCGAACAUGCCUUGGACCUCAGGCGAUGUUAAAAAUGUUGAUGGACCCCAUGGGUGGCAUCGUGAUGACCAACGAUGGCAAUGCUAUUCUUCGGGAGAUCACUGUACAGCACCCCGCAGCCAAAUCUAUGAUAGAAAUCGCGAGAACACAAGAUGAAGAGGUUGGUGAUGGAACCACAUCAGUAAUAGUCCUAGCCGGAGAAAUGCUGGCUGUGGCCGAGCAGUUCCUGACCCAGAACAUCCACCCCACAGUCAUCAUCAGGGAGUACCGGCAGGCCCUAGAGGAUGCCAUCAAACUACUGGAGGAGAAGAUCUCUAUCCCCAUUGACAUGAAUGACAAGGAAAAGAUGAAGGAUGUUAUCCGCUCAUGUGUAGGCACCAAAUACAUUGGGCGCUGGGCCGACCUGGCCGUCGACAUUGCCUUGGAUGCAGUCAACACUGUCAUGAUCAAUGAGAACGGCAGGGUGGAGGUUGAUAUUAAGAACUACGCCAAAGUGGAGAAGAUUCCCGGAGGCACGGUGGAGGAGUCUCGCGUCCUGAACGGAGUCAUGAUCAACAAGGACGUGACGCACCCUAAGAUGAGGCGUUACAUCGAGAACCCGCGCAUCGUGCUGCUCGACUGCCCGCUCGAGUACAAGAAGGGGGAGAGCCAGACCAACAUCGAGAUUGUGGGAGAACAGGACUUCACAAAGCUACUCCAACUGGAAGAGGAGCACGUGCAGCGCCAGUGCGAAGACAUCAUAGCGCUGAAGCCUGACAUCGUGUUCACGGAGAAGGGAGUCUCCGACCUGGCGCAGCACUACCUGGUCAAGGCGGGCAUCACCGCCAUCCGCAGAUUACGCAAGACGGACAACAACCGGCUGGCGCGCGCGUGCGGCGCCACCAUCGUGAACCGCACCGAGGAGCUGCGCGAGGCCGACGUGGGCACCGCCGCCGGCAGGUUCGAGGUCAAGAAGAUCGGGGACGACUACUUCUCCUUCAUCACCGAGUGCAAGAACCCAAAGGCGUGCACAAUUCUGCUCCGCGGCGCUUCCAAGGACGUGUUGAAUGAAAUCGAGAGGAACCUCCAGGACGCGCUUCAUGUCGCCAAGAAUUUGGUGCUGAGCUCUCGGUUGGUGGCGGGCGGCGGCGCGGUGGAGAUGGCCGUGUCGCAGGCGCUCGCUCUCAACGCCGCGCACAACACGCCCUACCGCGCCGUGGCGCAGGCCCUAGAGAUCAUCCCUCGCACGCUCGCUCAGAACUGCGGCGCCAAUACCAUCCGCACGCUGACUGCGCUGCGCGCCAAGCACGCCGGCGGCGGCAGCACGUUCGGCAUCGACGGCGAGACUGGCGCCAUCGUCGACAUGGCCGCCAAGGGCAUCUGGGAGCCUCUCGCCGUCAAACUGCAGGUGUACAAGACUGCGGUGGAGACGGCCAUCCUGCUGCUGCGGAUCGACGACAUCGUGUCGGGCUCCAAGAAGAAGGCCAACGACCCCGCCGCGCCGCCCGCGCCCGCCGCCAUGGCCGGUCAGGAGUAACACACAAACAAACAUACAAGCUUACGCCUAGCUA